Molecule: messenger RNA, 2020 nt
Organism: Phialemonium atrogriseum
Lineage: Eukaryota; Fungi; Ascomycota; Sordariomycetes; Cephalothecales; Cephalothecaceae
Product: putative geranylgeranyl pyrophosphate synthetase
Exons: 1
Coding region: 309-1583 (424 amino acids)
Biological process (GO): isoprenoid biosynthetic process
Molecular function (GO): prenyltransferase activity
Source: RefSeq, a predicted model, not a curated record
CGCCAUCACUCGGCUUGGGCUGGGCAUCUGGAGCCCUUCACCGGAUUCCCCAACAGCUCGCCACCAGCAUUGAAUUCACCGCAGCUGGGCGAGAUGGCUAACCUGGUCGUCUCUGUCAUCUAGACGCCUGUAUACUAGGGCAGAGUGAAAAACCCGUGUACUCUCCGCUUUUCACUGCAGUCCGAGGAUAGCUUUUGCACGAUUGCUGCUGCCUUAUCUACAGGCAAUCACUCAACCUCCACGUCCCCACCGGCCAACACUUGCUGCUCCGAAGUAAAGUUUGCGCGUCCGUCCGGCCGCUCCCUCCCAUGUUUAUAUAUAGGAGAUCCCAGAAGCAUCUCUCGACCAUGGCUGUACCUUCCUCCUCAGCAAACCCGACUCCGGACCACAACACUUUCCUCCCGUCCCCAAACAUAAUUCCACCUCGCACCUCUUCGACCAACCAGUUUGCUGCUCCGUCGAAACCCAUCCUCCAUUCUGUACCCGAAGGCGACUGGAUCGGUAAAACUCGUGGCAGUAGCCAAGCUCAGGCUCAGGUUCUCGGCCAUCAGCGCAGCCGCAGUCGAAAAGCGUCCAACUCUUCGAGCUUCACCUCCCCGUCGACAUCCCUGCCCAUCGCCAUGGCCCAGGAUACCCCGCCCCCGCCGCCCGACCCGAACCGGUUUGCCACCGAAGACCUCAACGCCACAGUCAAGCGGUGGACCGAUUACAAGGAGAAGAUCGUGACAGCUCCCUUCACCUACCUCUAUGAGCACCCUGGGAAGGACUUCCGGUCGCAGCUCAUCAACGCCUUCGAUUUGUGGCUCGAGGUUCCGCGCGACAGCCUCGAUGUCAUUACCAAGGUUGUGGGUAUGCUCCAUACGGCCAGCCUGCUCGUUGACGACGUAGAGGAUAGCAGCCUGCUGCGCCGGGGCUUUCCUGUGGCACACAACAUUUACGGCGUCCCGCAGGUCAUCAACAGCUCCAACUAUAUCUACUUCUGCGCCCUGCAGGAGCUGCAGAAACUCAAGAGCCAGAAGGCUAUCAGCAUCUUUGCCGAAGAGUUGGUGAACCUGCACCGCGGCCAGGGCAUGGAUCUCCACUGGCGUGACACCCUCACUUGCCCGACCGAGGACGACUAUCUCGAGAUGGUGGGGAACAAGACGGGCGGCCUGUUCCGGCUGGGCAUCAAGCUGAUGCAAGCCGAGUCGCGAAGCCUCAUCGACUGCGUGCCUCUUGUUAACAUCAUCGGCCUCAUCUUCCAGAUCGCCGACGACUACCUCAACCUGGCUAGCAAACAGUACAGCGACAACAAGGGCAUGUGCGAGGACCUGACCGAGGGGAAGUUCAGCUUCCCUGUCAUCCACAGCAUCCGUGCCGAUCCGUCCAACCUGCAGUUGCUUAACAUCCUCAGGCAGAAGACCACCAACGAAGAGGUCAAGCUCUACGCCGUCAACUGCAUGACCAAGACGGGGUCCUUCGACUACACCCGCAAGGUGGUGGCUGUGCUUAUCGACCGCGCCAGAAAGAUGACGGAUGAGAUCGACGACGGGCGAGGCAAGGCCGCAGGCAUCCACAAGAUUCUGGAUAAGAUGGUCAUCUAAUAACCAUCACUUGGAAACAACUGUCCUCUUUUCUACUUCCCUUUCCUUUCCCCCCUGAUAUAUCAACAAGGAGCAUUCUUUGGAUGGGAUGCACGGGAGUGAAAGGGAUUGGGAUUGGCUGGCGCAUCCACAUACGGACGGGCGUUCGGGGCAGGAGGCUUGGUUUUCUUCUAGACGCUCUCGUUUUCCUUUCUGAUACCCUCACCGGGCAAGGGCGAUGACCAUGGGAUAGACUGAAUUUUACCAUGUGGGCUGGUGGCCAGGCUGUUUGAGGGGUUUUCUACUUUUAGCAGGGUUGGUUCUCUUGUGUUUUAACCCCCCGAGAGAGUGGCCUGUUUGGCAUCCAUGGACAGUUAAGUUUUUUUUAGAAGUACUAGCGGAAUAGGUAGCGUUGUAGGCAUAACUACAUGACUAUUUUUGCCAGAAAAGAUACUGCC